This is a messenger RNA of Cimex lectularius (bed bug), 1649 nucleotides long. Its product is annotated as meiosis-specific nuclear structural protein 1-like. Gene Ontology annotation, biological process: cilium organization. The transcript is spliced from 10 exons. The record is from RefSeq and is a predicted model, not a curated record. Bases 104 to 1528 code for a protein of 474 amino acids. Gene Ontology annotation, cellular component: motile cilium. Lineage: Eukaryota; Metazoa; Arthropoda; Insecta; Hemiptera; Cimicidae.
UCCAGUUACCUCAGAAGCUGUUUAGUUUUGAUUUUUAAUAUUUUCACUUUGUUAUUGUAGAUUUUUUUAUACGUUUAUUUAAUCUGCAAAGAAAUUUUCAGUCAUGUCGUACAUAAAGAAAAUGUUUAAAGAGAAGGAUGCUUUGUUGGACAAAAAAGCCAACAUUGCUGCCGCGUUGAGGCACAGAUCAGAUCGAAAAGUGAGAGAUAUGAAUGUCAUGAGAAGGUUGUACCAAGAGAAGAAAGAAGUGAGAAUGGAAGAAGCUCUCGCAAGGGCCCAAGAAUCAGCAGGAUGGAGAGUCGAGGAAUUAAAACAAGAAGAAAAACUUGCAUACCACAUGGACAAAGCGAAAAAAGAAGAAAUGAGGCAAUUGAAAGAAAGACAGAUACUUUGGCAAUCAAGAGAAAUUUGUGAGCUGCAUAAAACCUUAAAAUUAGCUUAUUAUCAGAAAGAAUUAGCUUCUACUGGCAAAGAAGCAGCAAUGAAAGGAGAGAUGGAAAAAGCAGAAAGGAUGAUGGAAAAGGAACACAUGAAGGCACAAGAACAGAUUAGAGAAUCAUGUGAGAAGGCAAUGCAAAAAGCUCAUCAAAGAAAGAAACAGCAGUACAAGGAAGGACUGCAAGAUCAGAUAAUUGACAAUCACAAGCUGAAAAUAUUACAAUAUCAAAAGCAGCUCAAAGAAACUGCACUGAUAAAUGAUGCGGUUAGAAUAGAAAUGGAAGAAGAUGAAAAACGAGAAGAAGAAUUACAGAAACAUAAGCAGCACAUAAAAGAAGAGAUUAAAUCAUUCCAGAUGGCUAAACAGUUUUGGUCACAGAGAGAGAAAGAAUACGAAGAAGAAGAAGACAGGAGGCUUGUUAAUUAUCUGGAAAUGCGAAAACAGAGGGAGCUAAAAUUGCAACAUGAAAACUUGCAGAAAGAAGACGAAAGGCAGAGAAAAGAAGAAGCCGUAAUCAAUAAAAUUAAGCAGCUGGAGGGUUUCCGACAUGAACGAGAAAGGAUUGCGCAACUGUUAUUGGAUGAAGAAACACGAGUCAAAACUGAGAAUGCAGAAAAGGCGAAAUUAGAAAAUAUGCAGAGGUUUAAGCAAGAAUCUAGAAAUGUCUUUCUUGCCCAGCUACAAUUCAAAUUGGCGCAGAAAGAAGAGGAGAAACGAAUGGACCGAAUCUAUUCUCUUCAGCUCAAAGAGAAGAUAGAACAAGACCGUUUAAAAGAACUGCAAGAGAAGGAAGAGGCCAGACUCAAAAAGUUGAAAUACGGGGAAGAACUGAGGCAAGGUUUGGAGGAUCUGCAUAGGCAAAAGUUCAUGGACAUGCUGUUGAGCAUCAAAGAAGAAGAAGGCCUCCAAGCAGAAAAAGAAAAAUACAUAAGACAGGUCAAUGAGGAGAGAAGGAGAAUGAUAAAUGAGCACAUUCCCCAUCUCAUCGGAUUUUUACCUGCAGGCAUCAUUAAGGAUGAGGAUGUGCCCUACUUAAAUCCUGAACUGAGAGAAUUGCUAAAAGUUCAAAGUCCUCUAACAGAUUUCUAGUAUUUGGGUAAAAGAAAAAAAUCUUUUGCAGGACUUUACGAUUUUUGGUACUGUUAAUUUUUUUCACUUAUUUAUUAUGAAGUUAAAGCAAUCUAUGAUAUAUUGCUUUUACCUUAAUUAA